UCAAAGCUCGCAGUUUGCUGGCGAAAGCUCCCCGUGCUGGAGCUUCAUCUCCGAUUUCUGGAAAUUACGUGGCUCGAUUGGCGCUGAAGAUAAAUAUUCGGGGUUUCCCCUAAAUGUGGUUUUGGAGAGAUUUGCAAAAAUGUGACUUGUUUUUUUAUUUUUUCAAAUAAAUUACAAGUGCUAGAUUGCUGAAAAUGUUUCCGAGUAUAAAUCCCCCAGUCGGCAAUGAAUGUGCGGGAGGAGGUCCGAGAACAACGAACAAUGUUCCUAUCAGAGACAGUUCUAAUCGGUACUCGAGCUUUUUCCACUGUUUUCUACCUUUUACUCGCUUUUGGGGAGUUUUUACAGCUAUUGUCCUUUGCGGAGUCGGAGUCGACUUGGCCUUCCACAAACACAAUUCCGGCUACUAUCUCAUAGGUAGUUCGGCUGCUGUGCUCUUCCUGGAAGUAACAUGGGUGGUAACGCUGUUCCUGCAGCUCUGCGUCAGGGCGGAAUCGCGUGUUUUUCGGUGUUGGUCCGUGUUUUCGUGGCUCGAAGGAUGGAAGAAAAGUCUACUCUACGCCCCCCUGGGAGCAGUGCCUCUCAUUUGCCCUCACAAACUCUGGCUCUCAUAUGUAGCGGCAGGGCAGCUCGUCGCGCUAGCCUUCUUUCAUUUUGUAUUAUCUUUCAAAGGACGCAGACGAAGGAAACGGAAAGAUCGUCUUCUCCACGCUGAUAUUGACAGUUUUGAAAGUAGUAAAUUUGAGGAAGUCACCGAAGUCCUGGACGACGGUCUUCCAGAACCGAUUCCGGGAAGCAGUCAUUCCCUGUCGGAUAGUUUAGCCGAACAGGAUACGAUCCUUGAAAUAUGACCGGAGCUGCACCAGCCUCCCGACUUGUUUAAACAUAUAGUGGACUCCGGACACUGGAGUGAGCUGGAGACCGAGGAUAUCGUUUCGUAAAGCUGCCAAAAAUACCAAUUCUCCAACAAAUUAACACUUUUUAUACUUGUGCCAACUCGCUUUCAAUUCCAAUUUCAGCACUCUUGUAAAUACAAUUUUCACCACUAGACGAACUAUUGUACAUAUUCACAAACACAAGCAAUUAUAAAAUGUAUCUGUACAUACGUAAGCCAGUAAUAAACUAUUACGCCACAA
Tribolium castaneum (red flour beetle) is the source of this 1136-nucleotide messenger RNA. RefSeq lists its product as uncharacterized. NCBI's taxonomy places the organism in Eukaryota, Metazoa, Arthropoda, Insecta, Coleoptera, Tenebrionidae. The transcript has 5 exons. Bases 195 to 851 code for a protein of 218 amino acids. The record is from RefSeq and is a predicted model, not a curated record.